Striga hermonthica is the source of this 837-nucleotide messenger RNA. The record is from the annotation of a GenBank genome assembly. Lineage: Eukaryota; Viridiplantae; Streptophyta; Magnoliopsida; Lamiales; Orobanchaceae.
AUGGGAAGGGCUCCAUGUUGUGACAAGAGCAAGGUGAAAAAAGGUCCAUGGUCACCUGAAGAAGAUGCUAAGCUCAAGGAAUAUAUAGAGAAAAAUGGCACUGGUGGAAAUUGGAUUGCUCUUCCACACAAAGUUGGUUUGAGGAGGUGUGGAAAAAGCUGCAGGCUGAGAUGGUUGAAUUAUUUGAGACCAAAUAUCAAGCAUGGAGAAUUUUCAGAUGAUGAGGAUAGGAUUAUUUGCAGUCUCUUUGCUAGCAUUGGUAGCAGGUGGUCAAUAAUAGCAGCUCAAUUGCCAGGAAGAACAGACAAUGACAUUAAAAACUAUUGGAACACAAAGCUAAAAAAAAAGCUCAUGGCCACAGCCACCACUGUUCUCCCUAUCAACCAAUACCAUAGGAGGGCUCACCUUGCUACUGUGCACCCCACACCACCCAAUACCUCCCUCCUCCAAGAACCUUCACUGAUAAUCCCUCCCAAUCCCUACAGUCCCUUUUCCACUAUUUACGAGCCCGUGUCACCCAAUUUGAUCACCACCCCAAUCACGCCAAAUCCAUUCGGCCCGGACGGGUUUUCUGGCCCGGCCCGUGAUAGCUACGACGAGAAAAACAGCCUCCUUAUAUUCGGCGGGGAUCAUCAAGAUUUGUACGAGAGUAAUGGGAAGUUCUUGUACGGAUGCAAUUCUUCAUCGACGGCUGUGAAUGAAGGAUACGGUUUUGGGGAUAAUCCGCUGGAUUACAGCGGGAUUGAGGAGAUUAAGCAGCUUAUCAGCGCUAAUCCCGUUUGCGCUAAUCCUGCGAGCUUCUUCGUGGACGAGAUUAUCAAGGCCGAGGGAAAUUGA